ACUUCAGUUCUUCAUUCAACACAUUCACGUGUAAGAUUCUAACCACUCAAUACUCAUUGAAUAUUGAAAUGAACAUGAACACAUUUUAUACAAUUUUGACAGCAUUUCUCCUCUCUUAUUGCACCACUGAUCAGAGCGAACCCUCAAAACUCCCUUCAAAUAGUCAUAUUGAAGAUUUUAUUCGAAGCGACACGUACUUGCGAACUCACGAAAUAAACCAUAUUUGGGCAAUUCAUCAGUUCCGAUUCCACGAGCAAAUUGAGGAAAAUUCGAUUUUCUCGCCCGACUUACGCGCACCCACAACCGAUAGAUAUGAAUGGCAAAUUGAGAUCAACCCUAAUGGCGAAGAUAAUAACAAUGAUACGAUUUCUGUGUAUGUAUGUCGAAACGAUGACAGUGCAGUUGAAGAGGCAACUGCAGAGAAAAAUAUUUCAAUCAUAAAUAAUAAAAAAGAAGUAUUACUUCACAAAUAUGAUUCGCCAACAAAAUAUGCACGCGCAUACGGAUACGGAUUUAACUGUUGGGGUUGGCCAAACUUUUGCAAGAAAAAUGAUUAUUUUAGAAAUCAUUUACUCCAAAACGACACAUUAACCCUCUCAAUCCACAUAAAGUGGUUAUCUGAAUCACCAACUGAGGUUAUUCAACAUGUUUCUUCGACCAGUACUGCACCGGGGACCACCACCAUCAAAUUUAAUCUCACUGGGAAUUUGGAAUCGAUGCUGGAAAACCCGAAAUUCGCAGACGUCGUUUUUAUAACGAAUGGAAGCAGUUAUCCAGCCCAUAAAAAUAUUUUGUCCGCCCGAAGUCCGAUUUUCGCUGCCAUGUUUCGAAGAAAAGAUUCGAAAAAUGAAAAAUUGAAAAAAAUCCGUAUAAACGUUACUUCCAUGAACGAAAAAGUACUACGCGCGAUGCUGCGGUACAUUUAUACAGGAAAAUGUGAACAGCUAGGGGAACUAACGGACAGAUUCUUUGAAGCUGCUACCAAAUAUGGUGUGAAUGGGCUGAGAGAAACUUGCGAACAAGCACACAAUAAAACUAUGCUUGGUUAAAAAUACAUCCAUCUACCUCUAAUUCAUUAAAAAAAAAAACAAAAACAAAAAAACAUCUUGCGCAGUUCGCAAGAUCAACCGACUUUGCUCUAAAUAUACCCCAGUAAUUUACCAACAUUUAUCUCAGUAAUUUACCAGACAUUACUUAAAAAUUUACUAAUUUAUCAAAAUGCGCGGAAGUACCCAAAUUUACCGAUUUAAUGAAUACGAAAAGUCGAAAACAUUGACAAAAUAAAAUAGUCAAUCAUAAGUAGCCAUCAUAUUACACUUUUAUGAAAUUGAUUUUCAAAUAAAAAUUAGCGUACUUAUGAAGACGUAACCGUCAUAUUACAAGUGGAAUAAUAUAUCAGGAAAAUUGUUGACAAAAAACAAAAUUAUUACCGAAAUUUACCAAUUUACCGAAAUUUAGCU
This is a messenger RNA of Planococcus citri (citrus mealybug), 1460 nucleotides long. RefSeq names its product speckle-type POZ protein-like. The transcript is spliced from 2 exons. The coding region runs from base 69 to 1049 and encodes 326 amino acids. Gene Ontology annotation, biological process: regulation of proteolysis; proteasome-mediated ubiquitin-dependent protein catabolic process. Gene Ontology annotation, cellular component: cytoplasm; nucleus. The record is from RefSeq and is a predicted model, not a curated record. Lineage: Eukaryota; Metazoa; Arthropoda; Insecta; Hemiptera; Pseudococcidae. Gene Ontology annotation, molecular function: ubiquitin protein ligase binding.